Molecule: messenger RNA, 2469 nt
Organism: Mesorhabditis belari
Lineage: Eukaryota; Metazoa; Nematoda; Chromadorea; Rhabditida; Rhabditidae
Source: the annotation of a GenBank genome assembly
AUGUGGAAGCGCAUACAGCGGUCACACAAGAAACCCUCAAAGUUCAAGUUUACCAUCGGACUACAGGAGCUUCAACUUGUUGCCACGCCCGAAUGGCACCCACAUUUGAUGACGGUUUCGUUUAUGCACAGACGACGAAAGAUCUCGUCGGGUAAACGCCAAUGGGAAACGUCCUACUCAAAGCCCGAGCAGUCAAUCAUCGUUUGGCCCGCACAAACACCGGAGAACAUUGAAAUUCUAACAACGCUUUACAAAGGAGUCAACGAUGAGCAUUAUGAUGAUAAGGAGUGGACGAUCGUGAUCGAGAGUUUCACCCCGAAAGGAAAGAAGAAGCCGAUCGCCGCCGUUCCUCUCAACAUGCGUCUUUUCGUUAACGAGACGCCCGAUCAGAAGUCACAUAUGAAGCUCAAAAUGCGCCCACUUGUGCCCAAUCUACAGUCGGCGAUCAUUGUUCUCGUGCUUUCAAGUCAAUUUUUGAGUGAAGGAAGGCGUGAUGAUUCUUCGCAAGCUUCCACAUUGACAAGGGAUUUGCUGCCAAUAGAAGUUGAUAUUCAUGAUGCAAAGGCGGUGUCAAGCGAAGGUCCAGCAUCACCUGUUCGCCCGUCUUGGCGUGAAGCUCCAGGUCGAUCGUUGACCACGACACCCGAUCCGAUUGCCAAUGCAAAGAGGAAGAGCACUGAGCUGGUGUUUGAGGUUGACGAUAAAUCUCGACCGGUUCUCGUUUCAUCACCGCCACUUCGACAUGGGUUGGGUCGGGCAUCGACAAGAACUCCAUCUCGUGCUCCAUCACAGCCACCACCCGAGAAGAUUGAAGGGGAAACAUUACUGGCUUGGGCACAACGGGUCACAAAGGACUAUCAAGGAGUCAAAGUGCAGGAUUUUACAAAAUCGUGGCGAUCGGGAGUGACCCUCUGCGCUCUCAUUCACGCAUAUCGACCGGAUUUGAUCGGGGAUUUUGAUGCGCUCGACUUCUCAGAUACGUUAAGUGGAAGAAAGUCAAAUGUGACAAAGGCUCUUCUCAGCGCUCAUGCAAUGGGCUUGACAAAUUUGCCCGAUGAAUAUGACAUUUUGACGCCCGAUGAGAAGGAUGUACGCUUGCUACUGGAGAAAUUAAGAGGAGUCUUUGAGGGAUCUCUUGAUGGCGCAAACUUGGCGAGUGGUUCAGAUUAUCGCCUUUCAACAAUUUACGGAUUUUCUGAAUCGGAAAAGAAGAUGAUGCAAGAAUUGGAACAGAUGAAAAGUGUGAUCGAUGAUGAAUACUCUACAGAAAAGGCACCAAAGAAUGAAUCCAAAUUCUCGGCACAGCCACCGCUAACUACUCAACACAAUUCGAGGAAAGGAUCUGCUCAUAAUGGACAUCAAGAAAAUGGGAACGAUGUGGUUGAUUUGGCAAGCCGAUAUUCAGAAUCAUUAGCAUCUCCAUCAAUGAAGGGACGAGCUGCUAGUCCAGCUCGCCGCGAGGUUCUGCAAGAAAAAGCACGGAAGAUGCUCAACAAUCCAGCACCAUUUUUGACUCAAAACCAGGUCCCAGCCAGCACAGAAGUUCGCGAACGGGCACGACAUAUCAUUGAUGAGGCUGUUCAGAACGGUGCCACGCACAGGAUACAACCAGAUGGCUCGAUGGUGUCCGAUUUUCGUCGAAGCGAAUCGAUUCAAUCAAACGGAAGUCGUUUGGGAUCAAACACGGAUUUGAGGAGAGUAGGGGCUGUGCCGUUAAAUGUGACAAUUCGUAGCUUCCGCAAGCAGGAUCCAUCGCCGGUGUUGCCGAGAAAAGAUUAUGGAACUCCAAUCAUUCCGCCAAUGGGCCGGACCACGCAAAAUCUUGUGGAGCGGUUCUCCGAAACGCCGGCGCCGAGUGGCUCCAAUGAUUACACUUUUUCAACACCGACUCGAACAAAGAUCACUUCAAAAUGGGAGAAUGAUGUCGCUGACCCACAAUCGACGGCUCGUGAACUGGUGGAGAUUACCGGGAAAAUGAAGGACCUUGAUGCGCAGGCUGAACAAAUCAGGACAAAGAUGGGAGAACCAGGCAUUGGUGACGAUGAAGAGCCGAUGUUGGUGGAGACGCUGCAGUUUUGUAACAUUGAAAAGGAUCGACUCGUCAACAAGCAAGAGUACUACAAUAUCAUUGAGAAGAUUCGCAAUACGAUAAUGGAGAUACAAGAUCUGCAAGGGGAAUUGGGACAACGAGAUGACGGAGGCCAUUACCGGACUGCCGAAGAGAAAGAACACACGGAUCAACUGAUGCAACAGCUCAUUGAGGCUCUUUCGAGGAAGAACAACUUGAUCUUAAAAGUGAUGGACCACGAAGAGAUGAUUGAAGAGCGCGCUGAAUUGCUGCGUGGGGAGGCGGCUCGCAACUCGUCGACACUGAUUCGAAGGAAUCCGCCUGAAGGAUCAUCAGGAUCAUCUCAACGAGGCGCCCCGCAAUACUCAUCGCUGCGCAAUUUCGCCUCCAGUUGGCUGUCG